This is a messenger RNA of Paramuricea clavata, 1903 nucleotides long. The record is from the annotation of a GenBank genome assembly. Lineage: Eukaryota; Metazoa; Cnidaria; Anthozoa; Malacalcyonacea; Plexauridae.
AUGGAAGCCCAAAGGGAACUAGUUUUCAGCCUAGGUUAUUUUAUUGUGGCUGUAUGCCUGGUUGUGCCUCCAAGAGAGUUUGUGAGUUUGGGUUUAACAGUUCAAAAUUUAUUUUCAUCCUACCUUGGCAUGGAAGAUUUGCAUUUUAUUUCCUUCCAUUUAAAAAGGACUGCAGUCACAAUACGUUUUCAUUCAUUGCUACCUUUGGGUGAGUAUACUGCCUUGUAAUGCACCCGGAUGUUAUUAUUAACUACGCAAUGCUACGAUUCAUGUGUGUCGUGCUCAGACCCUGUAUUGAUGUAUCAAUUAUCAAACCAGGACUGAGGACUGUAUCAAUAUUUAUGAAAAAAGAACUAAAUAUAUUUUUGUUUCAAUUUGCAGGUUAUUACAUUUCCUUAGGUUUAGUAUCACCAGAUCUCAAAUUAUUCAGUUUUCAUGAGAGAAAUGGAUUAAUAGCUCCAGUUUUCUUGUUACUCUCACUUACUGUGUUUCUUGCCGCUGUUUUGAUUGCGCUAUAUUGGUCCCGGAAGAACUGGUAAUUUUAUGAAUUUACAAUAUAAUAUCAGGCUUGAUACAUUAACACACAUUUUGAUUGACGAUACAGAAAAAGCAGGUCAGGGGAGCUAUCCAACUAUGAUUCAGAGUGUCCGAGUCUUUAUCGGCCCACAAGUCCACAAUCACUUAUCAUAUAGUGAUGGCCGUUAAUUAAUGGGUUGACCAGAUGAUUUGUCUAGAAAACUCUCAAUCCUGUUAGCUAUUUAAACUGCAUUGUGCCCUAAUGCUCCCUAUUUAAUUGUUAUUUAUUAUGCCUCACACCAGAUUAGUUUACUCUUUAAUUGAGAAGAACAUGUUGUGUGUACAAUUUAUUUCAUUGUUCAAUCCAUUUACUCUGAAUUUUUAGGAAAAAUCAUCCUUUAGUAAACACCCUCAGUCACCAUGGAAACCCUUGGAUUGACGUUGCAGCAAGGAUAAACAUUGAAUUUCGUCGGAUUGAUAAAUUUUCCAGCCACAUUGGUGGGACAAGUGUCUACAUUACUGACUCGUGGAUUAUUAAAUGCUCUGCAUAUAGGGUUGACAUAGCUCACAAGCCCGAUGUUCACUUGAAUAUUUUAAAAGCAGAAAACCAUGAGAUCUCAAUUGAGACAAAUAGUGCAGUACAAUUUCUUAAUAUCCAAAUCUCAAGUAUAAAUUCUGCUGUAAAGCCAUUUGUCAUACGGCUAAAUUCAUUAGACUACUCUGAACUGAAGGAAAAGAUUCAUGCCCCGAUAGUAAAUGCGAGAAAUGUUGUCAUUCAUCAGUCACUCAGUGAUCAGUUUGUCAAGGCAUUUAAAGAGCAGGUGGAGCAAAAUCAGCGAUUUCAUAUUGAUAGAAAUACAGAGGUACGCUUUCUAAUUUUCAUGUUAGACACAUGUUUUGUUCAGGAACAUUAUUAACAACACUCAUUUAUGCAUUAAGCACUAGCUGUACUGAAACUGCCACAAAAGACAUACAGUAACAUGUCUAGCACUUUAGUACUGCACCUCAAAACUAUGUUGAAAAGUUUCAACGUUUCUGUAGAGUAACCAAACAUUUUACUGCGCAGUCAUUUGACUGCCUAACAAUGCAUUUUGUCUAUGCUAUGUGGCCCACUGGCUAUGUUUUGUUGGUUUUGUAGGUCCCCGAGCCAUGCAUCGGUUGCAUGCAACAAGAAUCAAACAUCAAACUUCAAAAGCUGUGUGCGUUGUCCGAUGUUGGCACCUGCGUGCAAUGUUUCUGUCGUCCAAUGUGGUGUUUAGAAUGCAUGGGGAAAUGGUUUGCCAGUCGUCAAGAUCAGAGCACACCUGGAAACUGGAUGUCAAGUACAUCACCAUGCCCCACAUGUAGAGCAACAUUUUGUGUGCUUGAUGUCAGUUUGCUCACUUAA